CCAGGGGUGGGGUGGCGAGGGGAGGGGACCAGGGUGUUGAAUGCAGUGGCUGCCAUGGACUCCUCGGCCGGGGAUGAUGGCACCAAUCCCAUUGUGCACAUGAAUUCUCGUAGUAGUAGUAACUCAUUGUCGCCUGCUGCCGCCAUCCAGUUUCUCACGCUUAUUCAGCGGCUCAAGACUACAAAGAGGACAGGAUGGGUAAAUCAUGGGGUGAAGGAGUCGGAAUCUAUUGCUGAUCACAUGUACCGCAUGGCAGUGAUGGCUAUCAUCUCAGGAGACUUACCAGGCGUGAAUAAAGACAGGUGCGUGAAAAUGGCCGUCGUGCAUGAUAUUGCUGAAGCCAUUGUGGGUGACAUUACGCCGAAUGAUAACAUUUCAAAAGAAGAGAAGAACAGACUGGAAAAUGCGGCAAUUGAUGAAAUGUGCCAGUUGCUUGAAGGGGGAAUGGCAGCGGAUGAGGUGAGAGAGCUGUGGCAGGAGUACGAGAAUAACAGUACUCCUGAGGCUAAACUUGUUAAAGACCUGGACAAGUUGGAGAUGAUCUUACAAGCUGCGGAGUACGAAACUGAGCAAGACAAAUCUCUGGAUGGCUUCUUUCAAUCCACCAAAGGAAAAUUUCAAACCGACUUGGGUAAAGCAUGGGCUGCCGAAAUCACGAGGAGAAGGCCCAAACAGAACUGAAAAGAUCUAUAAGUUACAAUUGCAGGGAGGAUGUGAACACCAUAGAGUUGGAUUGUGGUUGUGGAUGGUGAUGAAUUGUGCAUUGAUGAUGAUAUGAUCAUUUCCAUUGCCGGCUCCGUGAAGGCUUUCAUCAUGCAAAGAGACUUAAAUCAAGCGGCACUGUAGGUGAUGUACCAAAGGGGGCUGUGGUGUACUCUUCCUACGGCGCUAUUUUUUACGAACCAGCUAGCACAGAGAAUCAAAGUCUGACAAGGGUCUUGAAAUUAUUCUCGUGUGAGCGCAAGUGUACAUCCUGCUGGCUCUUUGUGACUUCGUUUAGAAGAAGGGCACAUUUCAACUUCAGUUGCCGAUUCUUGACAGUGACGCAAUUUUGUGUGUACUCGGGUGAUUGUUUCAAACAUACAAUGACAACGCGACAGCUUUUGGAUAUCUAAAUAGGCAAAUUGGCUACUUGAGUGCCCUUUCUACGAAGGAAUGUUCGAUCCUGCAGCCCUUUCUCUCACUUAAGUCUUUGCCUAAUAUCAAGAAUUGUGUUAUGUGUGGUUUCCAA
Physcomitrium patens is the source of this 1231-nucleotide messenger RNA. RefSeq names its product 5'-deoxynucleotidase hdd1. Lineage: Eukaryota; Viridiplantae; Streptophyta; Bryopsida; Funariales; Funariaceae. Gene Ontology annotation, cellular component: cytoplasm. The record is from RefSeq and is a predicted model, not a curated record. Gene Ontology annotation, molecular function: 5'-deoxynucleotidase activity.